Salvelinus namaycush (lake trout) is the source of this 2043-nucleotide messenger RNA. RefSeq names its product collagen alpha-1(XXIV) chain-like. The record is from RefSeq and is a predicted model, not a curated record. Lineage: Eukaryota; Metazoa; Chordata; Actinopteri; Salmoniformes; Salmonidae.
AUGGAAGAGGGACUCGAGGGAAAACAGGGACUCGAGGGAAAGCAGGGACUCGAGGGAAAGCAGGGACUCGAGGGAAAGCAGGGACUCGAGGGAAAGCAGGGACUCGAGGGAAAGCAGGGACUCGAGGGAAAACAGGGACUCGAGGGAAAACAGGGACUCGAGGGAAAACAGGGACUCGAGGGAAAGCAGGGACUCGAGGGAAAACAGGGACUCGAGGGAAAACAGGGACUCGAGGGAAAGCAGGGACUCGAGGGAAAACAGGGACUCGAGGGAAAACAGGGACUCGAGGGAAAGCAGGGACUCGAGGGAAAGCAGGGACUCGAGGGAAAACAGGGACUCGAGGGAAAACAGGGACUCGAGGGAAAGCAGGGACUCGAGGGAAAACAGGGACUCGAGGGAAAGCAGGGACUCGAGGGAAAGCAGGGACUCGAGGGAAAACAGGGACUCGAGGGAAAACAGGGACUCGAGGGAAAGCAGGGACUCGAGGGAAAACAGGGACUCGAGGGAAAGCAGGGACUCGAGGGAAAACAGGGACUCGAGGGAAAACAGGGACUCGAGGGAAAGCAGGGACUCGAGGGAAAGCAGGGACUCGAAGGAAAGCAGGGACUCGAGGGAAAACAGGGACUUGAGGGAAAACAGGGACUCGAGGGAAAGCAGGGACUCGAGGGAAAACAGGGAUUCGAGGGAAAACAGGGACUCGAGGGAAAGCAGGGACUCGAGGGAAAACAGGGACUCAAAGGGAAAGCAGGGACUCGAGGGAAAGCAGGGACUCGAGGGAAAGGAGGGACUCGAGGAAAGGAGGGACUCGAGGGAAAGCAGGGACUCGAGGGAAAACAGGGACUCGAGGGAAAACAGGGACUCGAGGGAAAACAGGGACUCGAGGGAAAACAGGGACUUGAGGGAAAGCAGGGACACGAGGGAAAGCAGGGACUCGAGGGAAAACAGGGACUCGAGGGAAAACAGGGACUCGAGGGAAAACAGGGACUCGAGGGAAAACAGGGACUCGAGGGAAAACAGGGACUCGAGGGAAAGCAGGGACUCGAGGGAAAACAGGGACUCGAGGGAAAACAGGGACUCGAGGGAAAGCAGGGACUCGAGGGAAAGCAGGGACUCGAGGGAAAACAGGGACUCGAGGGAAAACAGGGACUCGAGGGAAAGCAGGGACUCGAGGGAAAACAGGGACUCGAGGGAAAGCAGGGACUCGAGGGAAAGCAGGGACUCGAGGGAAAGCAGGGACUCGAGGGAAAGCAGGGACUCGAGGGAAAACAGGGACUCGAGGGAAAACAGGGAAUCGAGGGAAAGCAGGGACUCGAGGGAAAACAGGGACUCGAGGGAAAACAGGGACUCGAGGGAAAGCAGGGACUCGAGGGAAAACAGGGACUCGAGGGAAAACAGGGACUCGAGGGAAAGCAGGGACUCGAGGGAAAGCAGGGACUCGAGGGAAAGCAGGGACUCGAGGGAAAACAGGGACUCGAGGGAAAGCAGGGACUCGAGGGAAAACAGGGACUCGAGGGAAAGCAGGGACUCGAGGGAAAGCAGGGACUCGAGGGAAAACAGGGACUCGAGGGAAAGCAGGGACUCGAGGGAAAGCAGGGACUCGAGGGAAAGCAGGGACUCGAGGGAAAGCAGGGACUCGAGGGAAAGCAGGGACUCGAGGGAAAGCAGGGACUCGAGGGAAAGCAGGGACUCGAAGGAAAGCAGGGACUCGAGGGAAAGCAGAGACUCGAGGGAAAGCAGGGACUCGAGGGAAAACAGGGACUCGAGGGAAAACAGGGACUCGAGGGAAAACAGGGACUCGAGGGAAAGCAGGGACUCGAGGGAAAGCAGGGACUCGAAGGAAAGCAGGGACUCGAGGGAAAACAGGGACUCGAGGGAAAACAGGGACUCGAGGGAAAACAGGGACUCGAGGGAAAGCAGGGACUCGAGGGAAAACAGGGACUCGAGGGAAAGCAGGGACUCGAGGGAAAGCAGGGACUCGAGGGAAAGCAGGGACUCGAGGGAAAGCAGGGACUCGAGGGAAAACAGGGACUCGAGGGAAAGUAG